AUGGAUUCAGAGGAAAAAGUGAAUCCAAGAAAGAAAUUCAAGUAUUUGAAAGAUCAAGUCUCUGCAGCAACCCUGCAAGCAGUAAAAGCGAUGGGCUUUAAAAUAAUGACUGAUAUUCAAGCUGAGGUUUUACCUGAAGCUUUAGAUGGGGCAGAUGUAGUAGCCACAGCUAAGACAGGCUCCGGAAAAACAUUGGCCUUUUUAAUUCCAGCUGUAGAAACUGUUAUCAAGUGUAAGGAAAAACAGAUUCAAGGUACAUGCUGUAUAGUCAUAUCACCAACUAGGGAACUGGCUAUACAGACCUACACUGUGUUGCAAGAAAUUCUGUUACACCAUGAAACUAUCACAUCAGCUCUAGUUAUUGGGGGAGAAAGUAGAAAGAAACAAAGUGCAGAGCUAGCUACAGGAGUACACAUUGUGGUGGCGACACCUGGCCGGUUAUUUGAUCAUAUGAGAACAAAAGAGUUUGAUUAUAGAAAUGUAUGUUGCCUAGUACUGGAUGAAGCAGACAAAAUAUUUCAGUAUGGUUUUGAAGAGGAUUUGAAGCAAAUUAUUGACCGAUUGCCAAAACACAGACAGACCAUGUUAUUUAGUGCUACCCAAUCAGAAAGAACCGAUGCUUUAAUUAAAUCUGCGAUGAAGGAAAAGGUUCACAAUAUAAAUACCGAUGAGGAUAAUCUCAUGGCUACUGUUGAAGGGCUGAAGCAAGGGUAUGCUGUAUGUGAAACAGAGUAUAGACUAUGGUGGUUACAUAAAUUACUGAAGAAAACUCGCAACUUUAAAGUAAUGGUGUUCUUUUCAAGCUGCAAGUCAGUUGAGUUUCACCAUGAAUUUUUCAGCAAGUACUGUGAAGCUUCCGUUUCGUGUAUUCAUGGUAAAAUGAGUCAAGCAGAUAGAACAGAUGUAAUAACGAAUUUCUACAAUGCUGAAAAAGUAGCAUUAUUUUGCACAGAUUUAGCAGCUAGAGGGUUGGAUAUACCGGCCGUUGAUUGGAUAGUACAAUUCGAUCCACCAUCUGACGCAAAUGAGUACAUUCAUAGGGUAGGCAGAACUGCUAGAGGCAUGGGAGCAGAAGGAAAUGCUGUUAUUUUGUUGCGACCAGACGAAAUUGAAUUUGUUUCGUAUUUGAAAGAAUCUAAAAUAUAUUUAGAUAAAUAUGAGUCGUGGGAUAAGUUUGCUAAUUUACAGCCUAAGCUUGAUGCUGCUAUGUCAGACCCACAGUUUCACGAGUUAGCUGUGGAAGCUUUUCAAGGCUACAUGAGGGCGUUUGAAGUAAAGAAACUAAAACAUAUAUUUAAUUUAAUAACAAUGGAUGUUGAUGCCGUAGCCAGAUCUUUCGGUCUAAAAGAACGACCAGAUGUUGACGUUCGAAUAGGAUUCAGUAAAAAACAUAGACCCAGAAAAAGAAUGGCAGCUUUGCUUGCAGAACAGUCAGGUGGGAAUACCAAACGAACAAAAUAA
Molecule: messenger RNA, 1461 nt
Organism: Spodoptera littoralis (African cotton leafworm)
Lineage: Eukaryota; Metazoa; Arthropoda; Insecta; Lepidoptera; Noctuidae
Source: the annotation of a GenBank genome assembly